Heterostelium album PN500 is the source of this 393-nucleotide messenger RNA. Its product is annotated as ARV1 family protein. The transcript is spliced from 4 exons. Gene Ontology annotation, cellular component: cortical endoplasmic reticulum; Golgi apparatus. The record is from RefSeq and is a predicted model, not a curated record. Bases 1 to 393 code for a protein of 130 amino acids. Gene Ontology annotation, biological process: sterol metabolic process; intracellular sterol transport; sphingolipid metabolic process. NCBI's taxonomy places the organism in Eukaryota, Evosea, Eumycetozoa, Acytosteliales, Acytosteliaceae.
AUGAUUUGCAUUGAAUGUGGUAGACCAGUCAAUGACGUCUACAAAGAGUUUGGAAAGGCUGGUAGCGGUAAUAUUCGUCUAACUAGAUGUUCUCAUUGCAAUCAAAUAGCAGAUAAAUAUGUAGAGUUUGAUUUCAUUAUAGUAUUUUUAGAUUUAUUUUUACACAAAGCACAAGCAUAUAGACAUUUGUUGUUCAACCGUCAAGAGUAUAGAGAUUUAGUUUUAAUAGUUUAUAUAUUUUUUGAAUCAUUUAUGGCGAUCAUUCUUUCGAGUUUUGGAAAGGGUUUCUUGAUUUUAAUGAUGAUUUGGGACUAUCCAUUUAGUUUUAGUACGAUUCUAAGUAUAUUUGUAUUGACAUCCAAUGUUGUUUCUAUAAAGGGUAAGUUUAGUUGA